AAAAUCACAAAAAACCCGCCACUAAUCACGCACCAUGCCCAAAUAAACCCAUUAUUUAUCAUUUCAAAAUAUAUUUAAAAACCCCAAAAACCCCCAACACAAUCAUCAUCGCCUUCACGUUCUUUAUCUUCUUCUUCUUCUUCUCUUCCAAAAACGUGUCACCAACACUUCACCAUUUUCCACAUAAAACCCAACGCAUCAACCACAAAAAACACCACCACUAACAAAAAAUGGAAGACGAACACAAUGAAGGAGGUGAAGAGUAUUUGUUCAAGAUCGUUUUAAUCGGAGAUUCAGCAGUAGGAAAAUCGAAUUUACUUUCACGAUUCGCGCGAAAUGAGUUCGAUUCAAAUUCGAAAGCGACGAUCGGUGUUGAAUUUCAGACGCAGAUGGUGGAAAUUGAUGGAAAAGAAAUUAAGGCACAGAUCUGGGAUACUGCUGGUCAAGAAAGGUUUAGAGCUGUUACUUCUGCUUAUUAUAGAGGUGCUUUUGGUGCUCUUGUUGUUUAUGAUAUUAGUAGAAGAGAUACUUUUGAUAGUAUCAAGAGGUGGCUUGAUGAACUCACAACUCAAAAUGAUAGCACCGUAGCAAGAAUGUUGGUGGGAAAUAAGUGUGAUUUAGAGAAUAUCAGAGCAGUAAGUGUAGAGGAGGGCAAAGCUCUUGCAGAAGAAGAAGGUUUGUUCUUUAUGGAGACAUCAGCACUCGAUUCUACCAAUGUCCAAACAGCUUUUGAGAUUGUCAUCCGCGAAAUUUACAAUAAUAUCAGCCGCAAAGUCUUGAACUCUGACUCCUAUAAGGCUGAAUUGUCUGUGAAUCGAGUAAGUCUGGUUAAUGGGGAAGGAUCAAAGAAAAAUCUGCUCAAUUUUUCCUGUUGUUCUUGAUGAGCUUUUAGCUUCGAGUUGAAAUCGACUCUUCUUUGGAUCUUUCAAGAGUAGUUUGUUGUUCUAUACUUUUUUUUCUUUCUUUUACGACAUUUUCCGUAGCCACUAUUUUUGCCAUUUUGUGUUUCCUUCUUCAUUUCCUUCUCCAUGUUUAAGAGUUUAAGUUCUUAUGACCCUCAUCCCAUACAUUCUUAAAGAAAAAAAAGAAAAGAAAUGAGAAAUGUUUUACACUUC
This is a messenger RNA of Trifolium pratense (red clover), 1115 nucleotides long. RefSeq names its product ras-related protein RABA5b-like. Gene Ontology annotation, molecular function: GTP binding; GTPase activity. The record is from RefSeq and is a predicted model, not a curated record. The transcript is spliced from 2 exons. Lineage: Eukaryota; Viridiplantae; Streptophyta; Magnoliopsida; Fabales; Fabaceae. Bases 231 to 881 code for a protein of 216 amino acids. Gene Ontology annotation, cellular component: endosome.